AUGUUUUGCAGAAUGGAAGCUCUAUUUUGUGCUCAAAAUCUAAAAAUAUUAUAAGAUUAAAACGUAAAAAUAUACCCAAAGGAAAUAUACACAUAUAAUUUUAAUUAAGAAGAAUAUAACAUUUAUUCUAUAAGUUUAAUUGAAUACCAUAAAAAUGAUUAGGAAAAAAAUAGAAAAAUAGAUGAAAAUAAUGAUUAAAUAGAAUUAAAUAUAUAAAGAUAUAAAUGGAUGUAUACCUAUUUAACAGGAGAUGUUUAUAAAUAUAAUGAUUAAUAAAUAUAUGUAUUCUCUGGUAUAUAAGGCAUCGAUAUUUAUAAAUAUGAAGAUAAUGAAUUAAAUUUUUAGUCUGUAAAACUAGAUAAAUAAAGCAAUAUUGGAAUAUGGAUUAGUGAUGAUAUAUAAUAAAUUAUUUGUACUUCUGAUUAAAUUGUAAAUUAAAAGUAUAAGGUUAUUGCAAGAAGUAAAUAUUGUGAUAAAAAAGAAAACCAAGAAGUCUCUAAUGAUUUAAAUAAAUUUUUAAAUAUGUGCGAGAUUAGUAUGAAUUUAUAAUUCUAAACAAAAGAAAGUUUUAUUGACUCUAAUAAUAUUAAUGUUAUUGUUACGGUUUUAAUUUUAUUUAAUAAGUUUAAGGAUAAGCGCCUGCGAUACAUUAAAAAAAUUAAAUAAUAGAAAAAUAUGUGGAAGUAAAAUUUGUAGAAAGCAUAAAUGAUUCCUCAUUAAAUGAAGUAUAACUACAUAGGUUACAUCCUUAUGUAAAAUAUGUAGCUUGUAAGCUUUUGCCUAAAGUUUUUUUUGAAUACAAUUUCCCAUCUUUAGAUUCAUACAAAUAUUUGCAAUUUAAUUAGAGCAAUGUUAGAAAUUGACCCCAAGAAUAGAUUGGAUUGGGGACAAAUAUAAUUUGUUAAAUCUUCAUAUUUAAUUAUGAUGUUUGGUAUAUAACAAUAAUUUAAGACAAAGCUUAUUACGGAUAAUAAUAAUCCACAUUGGAAAAUAUCUGAAGAAUUUGUAUAUAACUGCGAAGCUGAAGACUUGAAAAAUAGCCAUUUUAAAUUAAUAAUUUAUGAUGAUUAAAAUCAAAUAAUUUCUUAAGUAUAAGUACUUUUAUAUGAUAUUUGUACAGGACCUGUUCAUAAUGAUUUUUUUUUAGAAACUAAAGAAGAAAAUAAUUCCAUUAAGAUUGAAAAAAGUCUCAAACAUAUUGCUAGUGGAGAUUCCUUCUAAUUUAAAGACUAUAAAUUAAAUUUAAAUGAUAAAACCAAAAGUAUGAUUAGAAAAGAUAAAACCGCUGCUAGAAGUGAGACUGAAAUUCCAUAUAAUCAAAAUAAUUUACAUAAUCAUAUGCAUUCACAUACUACUUUUGAGUAACUUUAGGCUCAUAAAGAUAUGAAAUGGGAAUUUAUUGAUCUUCAAAAUAUAGAAACUCCAAGUGUUUCUUUUGAAAUUUAUGCAGAUGAAUUCGCUUCUUCGACUUUUUAGUUUAUUCUUUGGGCUCAUAAAAAUCCGGAAAUCGAAUAAGUUAUUCAAGAUGCGAAUGAUUUAUAAAAAAGAUAAUAAUAAAAAGAUUAAAUUAAUCAUAUUCCUAAUUGUAAGAAAUAAAAAAGCUAAUAAAAUGGGAAGGAAAUUUAUGUUGAAUAUUAAUUAAUUGGUCGUGAAUAUAUUUCAAUGAUAAGAUUUCUUUCUGAAGAUGUAGAAGUGAAAAUUGAACGAGAUUAAUUCAUUAUUAGUGAAGUUCAUAUGUAAGAAAUGAAACUAUGGUAUUAAGGUUAAUAAGUAGGUACUUGUAAUGGAGAAUUUAUAGUUACUAAUUAGCCUUUUUUGAAAUAAUUAGUAGCAGGUGUAAGAACUGAGGAAGGUAUUGUAAAAGCAAUAUCUUUAUAUAUAAAAAAAGAAAAUUUUACAUAAAAGACUUGUAUUCCUAGAGAAUUUAAAAAUAUUGUUAAUUAAAAAUUGGCUUUAGAAGGUUCUGUAUUUAAGCUUUAUGAUAUUUCAUUAACAUUUAGAGAUAGAUAAAAAAUAAAUGAUGAUAUAAGGCAAAUAUUAAGUAAAAUAAUAGAAUAUUUACACAUACAUUCAUAAACAUAUUAAAAAAAUCUAUAUAGUAACGAAGAUGAAUUAAUAAGAGCCUAGUUUAUAUUGAUUGAUUUGGCAAAACAUUUGUUAGAAUAUGCAGACUAAGUAGAUUAAUCAUUAAGAGAGUUAUAUUAUGAAUCUUUAAUAUUAAUAAAUAAUAGGGAAGAGCUUGAUUUAAGUCAUAUGGGAUUCUAAUAAAGUCAUAAAUAAGAAUUGGAGAAAUAUGGAAAAUAAAUUCAUAAUUUAAAAGAAAUUUUAUUAGAUUAAGAAAAACUACCACUUUUAAAAAAAAUAAGAAUUUGCUUAAAAUAUGAAAAUUAUUUGAUUGAAACUUUAGAUUUGGUUUUAUAAAAAUUAGAUUAGAAAGGUAUUACUGAAAAAGAAAGGCAAUUCGUGGAAAAUUUUUGUGCCUUGGCGUUUUUUAGAAUUAAGCCUUUCAAAGAAAAGUUCAUUGAAUGUCUUUAGGCUAGUUUACAAGAUUAAUAAAAUACCUUGAUUGAUUAAUGGAUGGUUAAUUUGAAUAACUUUAGUCAUUUGAAUACAAAAUGUCUUUAUAUUGGAAACUUUUUCUCUUGGGAAAAAAAUUAUAAUGAUUAUUUAAUGAAGUUUUAAAAAUAUAUUGAAUAUUAAUAGUAGUUAUAAUAAAUACUAACAAAAUAAAAUUGGUAAAAAAGAAUUUCUAAAGUAGGAGUGGCCUAUUUUAGUUUCCUUGGAGAAUGGUGUAGGUAUGUACACAAAUAAUUCGAUGAAAAAGAUCUUAUACCUUGGGAAAUAAUACCCGGAUGUGAAAUUCUUGUUAAAAGUUUCCUUAUUAGAAUGCAAUAGUUGGAAACUAAAUAAUUUUCGGAAACAUUAAAAGAUACUAUUUUGGCUUUAUUACAUAAUGAAAAUCACAUAAAUAUUUAUUUAAGAAUUCUUUAUAAUAAAACUAAUAUUUAUGAUGCUUAGAAUGUGUUUUUUACAUUUGAUAUUUUAAGUGCUUGUUUUUUGAAAUUAAAGGUUUUGGGUAAAAAUAUUCCUAUCAAUUUUGAUUAUGAAUUCUUUUUUAGAGGAAUCAAACUUAUUCUUGAAGGAGAAAACUUUAUUUCUUUAUCAAAAGUUAUUUGGAUGCUUUAUUAUUGCUAUAAUUUAUUCCCUAUUUAAUAAAAAAGAUAUUUAUGCAAAAUAAUAUUCACUAAUAUGUUUUUUAAAUUAUUCAUGCAUUGGUCAAGAAGUGUAAGAUAAGUUUUCCAUAAUUUUUUAUUAUACAAAAUAUAUCAUUUACAUAAAUAACAUAGAUAUGUUAAUAAACUUGAUUUAUUAAAAAAAUAACUUAUAAGUUUAAACUAAAAGAAAUAUUUAGAAAAUUAGGAAGAUAAAACAUCAUUUACAAACGAAUUAAUUUAUUAAGACUAUUAAAGAAUGAUUGCUAUAUUGGAAGAGGCUUAUAAAAGAUACAAGGAAGUGAAAAAAAAGAAUGAUUUUUUAAAGAAGAAUUUAAAGAAAUUAAAAUUUAAACUUUAUUAGAAACGAAUAUUAUAGAAAAAGAAAUAAAUAAAAUAAAUAAAUAAUUAAGAGGAAAGCUCAGAAAAUAAUAAUUUUUAUGAUGGAAGCAAUUAAUUAUUAGAAUCUUUAAAUUUAACUAUUAUUUCAAGGAAGCAAUCUGCUAAUUCGUUAUAAAUUUACACAAAGAAAGAUUCUUCAUUUACAGAAAAUUAUUAAAAGGAAUAAAAGAAUGAAAUUAUUCAAUAAAAUAUGGUGGAUCUAGAAUGUAAUAGUCUAUAAAUAAGUAGUAUUUCAAAUAUUGAUAGUAUUUUGAGUGAUAUUAAGAAUAAUUUAGAAUAAGAAUAAAAAGAAUAGUAGAAAAAAAUGAAGAAGAAAAAUAGAAUUUAAAGGAGAAAUUCUGCUAAUUUUAUUAGAAAUCCCCAUAUAAGCCAAAUAAAUGAGAAUAAUAAUAUAUAAAAAAUCGAUAAUUAGUUAAUAUAAGGAAUUAAAAUUUAUAGGUUUUAUAAUGAAUAAGAUCAAUAAAAAGAAAAAUUAAGAAUACCAAGAGAAUCUUUAAAAUAUCUAUUUGAAUCUUGGUAGGAUUUUAAUGAAUUAAGAAAAUAAUAUGUCAGAUGGCUUAAUGAUUGGUAAAUUAAUUUUAAUAAAAAUGAAGAUCUUACUGAAGAUGAUAUUAUAUAGAAAAUUUAUUCACUUAAUACUCCUAGUUUGCAUGUUACUGUCCCUCAUGAUGAAUCAGAUUUUAAAAAUGAAUUUAGCUUUGGUUGUGGGGAUGAUUGGUGA
Ichthyophthirius multifiliis is the source of this 4335-nucleotide messenger RNA. RefSeq lists its product as hypothetical. NCBI's taxonomy places the organism in Eukaryota, Ciliophora, Oligohymenophorea, Hymenostomatida. The transcript is spliced from 22 exons. The record is from RefSeq and is a predicted model, not a curated record.